This is a messenger RNA of Pecten maximus, 2254 nucleotides long. RefSeq lists its product as uncharacterized. Lineage: Eukaryota; Metazoa; Mollusca; Bivalvia; Pectinida; Pectinidae. The transcript has 2 exons. The record is from RefSeq and is a predicted model, not a curated record. The coding region runs from base 143 to 1009 and encodes 288 amino acids.
AACUUACCAAUGGCCAGUUUGUCAUAAAUCUUAUGCUUACGAAACAGAAUAUGGCAUCGGUUUACCAAAUCCUGAGGAUCAAUACCAGUUUGAAGGGUCACAUCCGAAAGUACAAUGCAUUCCAAUCAGCCUUAACGGCAGUAUGGACGCCAUUAUGGAUCUCAACGUCACUUCCGCUGUGCAAUUUGGUGAUUACACACUUAGCGUUUUUAUCUAUCCGACCGCCGCCACAGGUGUCAUCUUUCACUAUCGCUCGGAAGAUUUCGUCCAGCAUUUCGUGCUUUGGAUUGCAGGAGGGAUAUUAUCGAUGGAAAUUUAUGAAGGGGACACUGUGGUCAGUAAAGGGGCAAUGGAUCAACCAAGUAUCUUUGUUAAAAACUGGUACUUUGUUGCCCUUAUAGUCCAGCAUAUGAAUAACAUAGAACUCCAGAUCCAACGGAAAUCUGCACCCCAAACGAAAUCCUUUGGAGUAAAGCAGUCUCAUACACUACCUUUGAACGUUCCGGGGCAGAUUCGUAUCGGGGCUAUGUUUGAACGUGGUCAAAACCAGGGGCCAGCGCCGAGUGACUUUGUUUCCAAUUUCCAAGGGCAGAUGAUAUGCGUCCAGAUGUAUAAUCUGAGGUUCCCGACUGCGUAUUACGAUAGCGCCCUUGAUCAAUGUAACAACGCCAACUUCCCAAGUGUCGUGCUGUUGCCUGCUACGCCUGCUCCGAUCAUAACCACAACUCCGAGGACUAUUUGUGCUCAUUUCGAUAGACGCGAUCUGGUCUUCACACGGGUACAGGAAAACAGUCGACUUCUUUCAAGCAUAAACGACUUGGACACGAUAGUUAACACCUCUCUUAGAAGAUGUGCAGUCUACUGUGUCAGGAAUCAAAAGUGCGUGUCCUUCACCGUUACUAAGACAGCAGAAGAUGAUAAAACAUGUCGGCUUUAUCCCGUGUACAAUACCGUCUACGUCACGGCAAGCAGCAAAACAGACUUGUAUGUAAUAAACGUGUGUACGUAAAAGGAAACCUGGAAAUGUAUACUAACCAUAUAUUUUGUCAUCGAGAAUGACACUAGUAAGAGUCGCAAUGUCGUCUUUAUCGUCGUCCGGAGUAUCGAGAAUGACACUAGUAAGAGUCGCAAUGUCGUCUUUAUCGUCGUCCGGAGUAUCGAGAAUGACACUAGUAAGAGUCGCAAUGUCGUCUUUAUCGUCGUCCGGAGUAUCGAGAAUGACACUAGUAAGAGUCGCAAUGUCGUCUUUAUCGUCGUCCGGAGUAUCGAGAAUAUGUUAUCGUUGCAUUUCGUCCUGUAGAAUAACAGGAACAGGUCAUUAUUAUCUGUCUUCUUCAUUAAUAAGACAAUAUUGUCAUCAAUAUUUACACAUCUCGGACAGAAUUGUUGUAUUUGACUCGUUAUAAUCGGUCACGUGGAGACGCCGUAUAAAGAGGGGUCAGUAAUAUACCUUACUGGUGAUAUGGCGGCCUUUGUCUUUCGCUUCAAAAUAUGAGCAAAUCAGGUCUACAAAAAUGCAGUAUAUCCGGAACAAACACCUUCCUGCGUUUUAUUUUUGUCUAGAAUCGUCCUGAAUUGGAUGGACACCAAUGUAUACGAGUUGUCUCUCAUACGCCAGUUGAAAAUAGUUGACGUCAGUUGACGAUUUGAAAGCAUCUUGUUAACAAAUAUGGCAUGCUAUCGGCAGACGACAUAAGUAAUAAUUGACGGGGAAUACAGAAGACGAUGAAGUGUAAAUGCGUUAAAUAUAAGUCAACAGGGGACUAGAUUUAUAGUUUGAGAACUCUGGAAAUUAGAUUAGGUCUUUUACAUUUCUUCUUGGACGCUAGGAAGACUGAUGGAACAGGAUACGAUACGUCCCAGUUGUAUCAAAGGGGGAUAUAAAAAGGUCCUCGGUGCGAUAACUUUGUUAUACGGUUUGCUACUGACCUACAUAUUGUCAUCAUCAUUGUCUUCAAGAUCACCGAUAAUAUAUUGUUAUAAACAUCAGCAAUGUAUAUGCUUCAUAUUGAUUAGAAGCUGAUACAUAUUUAUCCCUGUAGAUUGAAGCUAAGGUAAAUCCUUUCCGUGUUAAUUGAUAUUUUUUCUUGCUCAUUAACGCUGGAAUUAUUCUGUCUGGAUAUAUUGAAGAUGUGGUAUAUUUUAUCUUUGCGUAUAUUGACACUGAAGUAUAUUUUGACUUUAUGUAUUGACGGUGUGGUCAUUAUGUCUUUGUUUAUUGACGGUGUGGUAUAUUGUGUCUUUGUGUAUUGGC